Molecule: messenger RNA, 4033 nt
Organism: Eublepharis macularius
Lineage: Eukaryota; Metazoa; Chordata; Lepidosauria; Squamata; Eublepharidae
Gene: PTGR2
Product: prostaglandin reductase 2
Exons: 10
Coding region: 123-1166 (347 amino acids)
Biological process (GO): prostaglandin metabolic process
Molecular function (GO): 15-oxoprostaglandin 13-reductase [NAD(P)+] activity
Source: RefSeq, a predicted model, not a curated record
CUACAGUCACCACAUAUGGUGAAACAUGCCCACAGAACAUUUCUCUCAGCUACUGACUGUUUUGCCCAGGUUGUGGAUCCAGGAAAACUGACUUCCUGUGCAGUAUCCCAGCUGGAGGACUGAUGAUUAUUCAAAGAGUGGUGUUGAGUUCACGCCCUGGCGUCAAUGGCGUGCCAGUUGCAGAAAACUUCCGUAUGGAAGAAGCCACUCUACAGGAUAAAGUGUCAGAGGGUCAAGUAAAAGUUCGUACACUUUAUCUAUCUGUGGACCCCUAUAUGCGUUGUCGUAUGAAUGAAGACUCUGGUUCUGAUUACAUUCAGGCUUGGAAGUUGUCUGAAGUUGCCAGUGGUGGAGGAAUUGGUGCUGUGGAAGAAAGCAAAGAUCCCUCAUUUUCUGUAGGAGAUUUUGCAACUUCCUUUAACUGGCCUUGGCAGACUAAGGCCAUUAUAGAUGGAAAGCAGCUUGAAAAGAUUAAUCCACAGCUCAUAGAUGGGCAUCUUUCCUACUUUUUGGGUGCAGCUGGCUUGACUGGGCUGACUGCUUUGUUAGGAAUAAGAGAGAAAGGACACGUGACACGGGGUGCUAACCAAACAAUGGUUGUCAGUGGAGCUGCUGGUGCCUGUGGCUCAUCGGCUGGGCAGAUCGGCUUCCUUGAGGGUUGUUCCAGAGUGGUUGGCAUCUGUGGAAGCAAUGAAAAAUGCUCUAUUUUGGUCUCGGAAAUGGGGUUUGAUGCAGCUAUCAACUAUAAAGAAGGGGAUGUCGCGCAACGGCUGCGUGUGCUUUGCCCUGAUGGAAUAGAUGUGUACUUUGACAAUGUUGGUGGAGACAUCAGUGAUGCAGUGAUAGCUCAAAUGAAUCCAAAUAGCCAUAUCAUUUUGUGUGGGCAGAUCUCCCAGUACAACAAAGAUGUGCAUUAUCCUCCUCCACUCCCUCCUGCAAUAGAGGAAAUAAAGAAAGCACGGAACAUCACUAGGGAAAGAUUUGUAGUUCUAAACUACAUGGACAAAUAUGCAGCUGGUACUUUGCAGCUUUGUCAGUGGAUCAAAGAGGGAAAACUGAAGGUUAGAGAGACAGUUGUGAAAGGUUUGGAAAACAUUGGAGCUGCUUUUCAAUCCAUGAUGCGUGGAGACAACAUUGGAAAACAGAUCGUGCAUGUUUCUGAAUAAAAUAAAUAUUUGUAUUGUACUGUUAUGGAGAAAAAGCAACUACUUGUAGCAGUCAGGCAUUACCUUCUUGCUAAAGGUGCUACUUACAUUAAUUGACUGGAGACUAGAGACUGAAUACUAUACCCAUAUUUUUAAUGCAGAGUUAAUAAAAAUUAGUCAACUUGUUUUUGUGUUUUCACAAUGUGUAUGUUGUGUAUGAUUUUAUUGUGUAUGUUUUAAUUUGUUAGCUGCUUUGGAGGCCCUUUUGAGAGCAGAAAGGCAGGAUAUAACAUUUGUAAAAUAAAAAAAAUAUUAACACAUAAGUCCAGUUUGACUCUGGAUCUCUGUCCAUUUCCACAUGGGUUAUCUGUCCCUUUUUCAAGACAUUUGUCUGAUCCAUUUCUUCCAGGACAGGCCUAUUUCCAGAGUUAAAAGCCUUCUUAAAUAAUUCAGUUUUGCAAAAAGCCAAAAGAGGGAGCUAUCCCAGUCCCUUCAGGCAGCCAUUCCAUAAGGCAGGGCCUUAUAUUGCAGCUGGCAUCUAGAUAAGAGCAUAUUUGAGCUGCUUUAGCAGCAAAAUUUUUUGCAAAGGUAUCACAACUAAUUGUUUGUUCCUGAGCCAGUACACAUUCAGAUUUAGGAGUCAGAAGAUGUCAAGAUACCUUAAACAAUUGGGAUGGUUGUGAACCAGCUGGUGCAACGGUUGCCAAGAAAUAAUGUUUUUUUGCCAAGUUUUCCUCCAACAUCUUUCUACACAUCUUCCAGUUCUCUUUAGAUCACCCAGCUCCAUAGUAAACCACAGGGCUGGCUUCUACCACAGGGGUGGGAAAGGAUGACAAGAAGCAAUCUUGUUAAUGGCUUCAAGGAGUUCCGAAGGUUCCACAGCCACCUCAACAAAGCAUGUGCAUGGAAUUCUAAAAUCUCUCAGAGCAUUUUGGAAUACAGAAAGAUCCAUGAGCAUCCAUGGACAGACCAUCUUGACAGGUCCACCCUUUUUGCUGGGUGUCAGGAUGACUGUAAGCACCCUUGUCUUCAGUAGGCAAUGGUCAGACCAUGGUUCAAGAUGAAUUGCGAGUCCUGAAACAGUACCUCUCCUCAAAGACUCAGUGCAAAAAAUUAAGUCCAAGGUGUAUCCUUUCAUGUGUGGAGUCUGUUGUUACUGCCCAGGACUGCCAAGGAAGCAAUUAAAUCCUGGGCUGGACCUGAUGUGGAACAGACACUCAGUCUAGGUACCUCCAGCACCACGUCCAAAAUUACCUCUGCCAGCUCCAAGAGGGUGCUUACUAGAUGGCCAGUAGACAAGCAGAAUACCUUAUCUGUCAUUAGUUCCCAGUGUUAAGAAACGUACAGUAAAUGCCAACUAGUUUGUAUUGAGAGUCUGCAGAAAUUGAAAGGCUCAUGAAGCAUAAUGGCAGUUCCUUCUUCUCAGCCUCCAGUGUGGAGUUGGUAGAGAACUACAUGAUCAAGUGGAGUUAGGACAGACAUACCGUGUCAUUUCCCCCUCAACUACAACUCUGUUCUGCAAGACAGAUUGAUUCCCUCUUCCCUCAGCAACCCAAUGAGGUGUGCAGUUUUGAGCCUUGCUGAUCUGGCAUUGCAAAGUAUUAGUGAAGGGGAGUGGGAAACUGGGUGUCCUGCAUCAUCAUCAUCAUCUCAGGAUGCUAUGGAGAUUAGAUAGGCAGUGAGCAUCUUUGCCAGAUAUUGACCUUUUUUGAUAAGCCCGACCUCUGUAUCUACCAGCUUCCACCUGUUACGGAAUGGUGCAGUCUUCAUAUACCCUGUUCCAGGUAGAGAUUGCCUCGCAACCACAAUGAUAUAACACAGAUACUUCACAAUCAACAUAUUACUGUCCACAGAUAGCCAUACAACAGUCCUGACCUGCAGUAGUAUUGAUGUUAUUGUAGUCUGUCAGGUGGUGUUUCCAUGCCAGCUGCACCAGGACUAAAGUACAUAACUGGGGGAGCUCUCCGUCUUCUAUAGCUAGCAGGGGAGGAGUUCUUGAAGUUGUGUUCAGUGACUGGGCCUUUUUCCUCUUGCCGUUUAGCUCAUGCCAAGAGGCUUGUGCCUCAGAUGAGGGGCUGGCCUUUUGAAAUUCAGAGAGAUGCUCACUUUUGCAAGACAAAAAGUAGAGAACAAGUUGUGAUAUUCUCUUCUGCCUUCUUCCCUCGCAACUGCCAAUAUGUUCCACCUGAGUACAUCUCACUGAUAUCCCACUUCUUAACUUGAUCCCUAGUCUCAUAAUCCAAGCUUGUGGGACGUUAGCAGUUACUUUCAAACUCUGCAAUAGAUUUCAAGUUUCAACCCUAAGUCCACCCCUGUCCCAGCAAAAUCACUGCCUCCAUGUUGAUAUAUUUAAAGGUGCAUAAAAAACACCCUUCAGAUUUCCUACCUUUCUAGGUGGUUUCUGGGUCUUGCUGGUUACCCCAGCGUCACCAUUUGUCUACUUCUUUACUCUUGCGGAAAUAACUGAACCUUGCCACCUUGGACUCUAACUGCUGGCUUUCUGGAUCCAAGCCUGCUUCUGCAACCUGAUGGCUGGUUCACUUUCUGGACCCCUACUCUUGGAUGAAAUCAUUCAUCUUUACCCUCCUUUGAACCCUGGUACUUCAUCCCCAGACCAGCUUUUUACCACCCACUUCUGGACUGGACACCCAUUUGUUCUCUUCAAGCUCAAGCUCACGUUUUCUUUCCCCCCUUUAUUCCCCCAAAGCACCACUGGCUUACAUAACUGCUAGCCAGUCCUCCUUUUCCAGGUUUUUCACUAACAACAGCUCAUAGGCAGGUCAGCUUAUGUAAAAGUGUUGCAUUUGUUUAGCGUACAGUCUUAUUUUGUUAUUUCUUGCCUUUCUGUUCUCUAUCUUGUUAUGGGAAUAAAGAUCUUCCUUAUUUAA